CUGAUGACGUCACACGCUGGAUGACUCCACGGGAUCAUGUGCUGAAAAGUCAGCAAGGCUUACAAACAAGGAAAUCUCAACCUUUGAGUAGAUCGAUAGUCUGUAGCCGUUAGGUAGUGUUGUUCAGGUAAAUCAAGUUAAAUAAAAUCAAAGUUAAACCAUGAUGGCGUCUCUGUUUAAAAAGAAGACGGCUGACGAUGUCAUUAAAGAGCAGGCCAAAGAGCUGAGAGGCACCCAGAGACAAAUCACCAGAGACAGAGCUGCCCUGGAGAGACAGGAGAGGCAAAUGGAAAUGGAAAUCAAGAAAAUGGCCAAAUCUGGGAACAGAGAAGCAUGUAAGAUAUUAGCCAAGCAACUUGUACAGCUUAGAAAACAGAAGAAUCGAACCUACGCCGUAAGCUCGAAGGUCACUUCCAUGUCCACACAGACCAAAGUGAUGAAUUCUCAGAUGAAGAUGGCCGGAGCCAUGUCUAAUACAGCAAAGACAAUGCAGGCUGUCAAUAAACGAAUGGAUCCUAAGAAGACGCUACAAACCAUGCAGGACUUUCAGAAAGAAAACUUAAAAAUGGGAAUGACAGAAGAUCUGAUUAACGAUACGCUAGAUGAGAUUUUUGAUGAAUCCGGCGAUGAAGAAGAAUCCCAGGACAUUGUGAACCAGGUGCUCGAUGAAAUCGGCAUUGAGAUCUCUGGAAAAAUGGUAAGAGCCCCGGCAGCAGGAAAAGGCCUUCCCGGCGCUUCCCCGGCAAAGUCUAAAGCUGCCACCAUCUCAGACGCAGAGAUCGAGAGACAGCUAAAGGCUUUGGGUGUGGACUAAAUAUCUGCAUUAACCACACCUGUGCACCCACUGUUACCAAAGGACUGAGUGUAUACAGUGGGAACAGGGAGGUUAUGGGGACGGCCAAGUAAUGAAUGAAGGAUAAAAUGUCAUUUAGCAUCUGCUCCUAAAGAAACAUAUGCGUAACUGAUUCGAAGUUGGAUAUAAUGGUCUGAUAAACAGUAUAGAGCAGAUUCAAAAUAAAGUCUUCAGACCAAAUCUGCUCUCAUACGUGUCUUCACAUUUUAAAACACCACAGUUAUUGUAAGUUUAAGAAGAGUGAAAUGUGUGAUGAAAAAUGUGACCACAUUCACACCAAGCAGUUUGUUUAUACAGCAUCUGUUUGGAGAAAUUGCACACUUCACCUUUAAUUUAAGGGGUGCUAUUUUCUAUGCCUGUCCUAAACCUUAGCACUUAACAAUUCAGAUUAAAGGGGACACACAAAAUGCAGUGCAUGCUGGGAGUGCUCCAGAAUAGUAUUGAGAGUCACUGAUUUUCAUGUAUAUAGGUGAACAACAUGGUACUGGAACUCUCAUGUGUCACCGGCUAAAGAUCUCAAAUAUGUGUGUGAACUCUUUGGAUGCUCAUUAUGUUUACAUUUAUGUUUCAGGUUGCGUAUGACUUUAGAAAGUAAGGUAAGCUUUUCUGUUAAGGUGAGAUUUAGGAAACAUUUACUCUCUGGUAAAAUAUCUUGCAUGAGAAUCUUUGUUGAUAAUGUGAUGAAGUUUUAUCAACCUUGACACCACUGGGACCGUUCAGCUACAGUACUUGAUGGGUGAACUUGAAUCAUAUAUACAUUCAUGCAUUUGACAGAUGCUUUGCUGGUAUCCAAAGUGAUUCAUAGUGCAUUAAAAUUACAGUACAUCUUUUUUUGGUCUAAAAAGCAGUGUAUGUAGCCCAAUUACUGUUACAAAUCUGUUUAAAAUUUAAUAUCAUAUUAUGGUUAUGAAAGGUGGCAUAUACAGCAUAAAUAAAAGGACUGUUACUGGCAUAUACUGUAUAA
Messenger RNA from Misgurnus anguillicaudatus (oriental weatherfish), 1817 nucleotides. RefSeq names its product charged multivesicular body protein 2Ba (gene chmp2ba). The record is from RefSeq and is a predicted model, not a curated record. NCBI's taxonomy places the organism in Eukaryota, Metazoa, Chordata, Actinopteri, Cypriniformes, Cobitidae. Gene Ontology annotation, biological process: vacuolar transport.